Messenger RNA from Drosophila kikkawai, 2581 nucleotides. RefSeq lists its product as uncharacterized. Lineage: Eukaryota; Metazoa; Arthropoda; Insecta; Diptera; Drosophilidae. The record is from RefSeq and is a predicted model, not a curated record.
CCAUGGUACCUUUGAUACCACUGAACUUGCCCUUUAUUUUAGUUUAGUCUCAAAAUAUAAGAACUUGUCUACAUUUUUAAGGUGAAUUAAGACUCAACCCAAGCCUAGCAACUAUAGUUACUAUUUAAAUACUUAACUUAUGGCCUAUAAGUUUCCUAUAUUAAAAGAAAAUAUAUAUACAUAUAAGUAUUAUCAAAGGUAAGUACUAUUUUUCUGACAACCAUCAUUUGGGUGCUUGGAUUCCAGCUAUGCUGUAGUGCUGUCUGUAGCGUAAUUUGAUUAUUUUAUAGACUGAUAACGGGGUAAUCGGGGGUGCUUUAGUGGUGUUAGUGAUAUCAGUCGGAGUGGGUCGUGCGGAGUGGCAUGCUUGGAAUCGGAAUCGGGGAAUGAAUGGCAAAAGCCCGUCAUUUGGCCGGAUUCCGCCAUUUUGGGCCCGCCGCCGCCCGACCCCAAUCUAUAUUGAUUAAGGGGCCGUGCACGACCUUUCGAUUGUUUUUGCCGAUUAGCAAAGGGGUGUGUGAUGGUAGGUUGUAUUGGCCAAAAAAACAAUUAUUGGCCCAAUACAACAUGGCAAUUGAAGGAUGAUAACGCCAGAUGGGGACUGAGGACUCAUCAAUUAUCUCUAUUAUGGGCCACACGCAACGUCGAUCGAUAGUUGUCAUUUAUAAAUAUAAAAAAGUAAUUGGCCUGCGGACGGGAAUUUAAUUUUGGGUCGAAUAAUAAUCUGGUAAUUAACCGAUUUAAGCUUCCAACAGUUUUGCCUGUUUUUGAGCUGCAAAGUAUGCUAUGCAUUUAGUGUCACUUUAUCAAGUUGACAGGCCUUCGCAUGAAUGAGUGUUGCAAAGUAUCCGGAGCAUGUUGUUUAUCAGCACUCAUUGUUGGAGAGUAUUUUCAACACUGAAGUCGAACGCUGCCCGCCAGAUUUUUGAAUUGAUAAUAAUAAUGAUAAAGUAUAAAAGAAAAAAAAUAUAUAUACAAAGGGAAAAAAGCCCAUCUUGGGUUUCUUCUACCAAAUCAGUUCAAACUCAACUUUCAUAAUGCAAACAUUGUUAAACUUACGAAGGUUCUUUUUUAAAAAGCAGUUGUAGUAGAUAUAUCAAAGAGCCCAUUGAAUUCAAUGUCAAGCUGCACUUUUUUCAUUGCCACCAUUACACACCUACGACAUGGACGGAUUCUCGAAGAUGACCAAAGAGCUGCAGAAAAAGGAAGAGAAGCAACCGGACGUCGGCAUCGAGGUGAAGGCAGAAGCGACCUGCAACACAGAGGGUGUCCAAAUGCAGAACACUGAAGAGAAGACUUCAGCGGAUGACAAGGUUUCCGGAAAGCUAUUAGGUAAGCGUGCCGGCAAGCCCAGUCCCACCGAUAUCGAGCAGGAUCUAAAGAAGAAGAAGAUGGAGAGCAAGGCCCAGGACGUGGCUAAAGCAGGUUCUUCGAAGGGAGAAGGGAAGGCGUCCAAGAAAAAGAAGAAGCAGGAGCAGGAGGUAUUCAAUGUUCCCCAGACACCACCAAGGGCCAAUGAUGGCCCUGCACCUACCACGCCAGAGGGAAGACAACAGCCCCCGCCAAUAAAUCCAAUCUAUACUCCAGCCAGGCCCAAGACCAAAUCCAGACUAAUCAAAGAUGAGCCCUUGCUGGAAGAUUCUACAAAACUGGAUUAAGCUUCAAGAAUUUACAUAUAUUAUUUAAAAAUAAUAAGAAAAAUAACAAAGCACUAGCUAUCUAUCUUUGGAUUGUUCUUUUGCUGAGCUCUGUCAAAUAGCGGCAGAAGGAUGGAAGAAGUCAAUUCUGACAUCAAACUGAAUAUACAUAUGUAUAUAUGCUUUUUAUCAGCUUUCAUCAUCAGUCGAUUAGCCGUUUUCAAUUUUAUCAAAAUUUUUGGCGUGCCGAGGUCUGUUUCCUUUCUUGUUUGUGUUGACAACUAAAUGUUUACCUACAACAUUUUACAACUUUAAGGUUAUACACCAUUUUUUAGUUAGAUCUUCUACUAUACUAACACACCUAUGCAACCAUUUGAAUAAACUAAAUAAUCAGGGGAUUAAUUUAGCUUUCAGACUACAAAAAAAAAAAAACUAAGACAAUUCUAUGAUUUGCUUAGCAUUAUUCAUAUUACACUUCAAUGAAGCUUAUCAACUUUACAAUGUACAAUCUACUGGCUUUCUGUGUCAUAUGGUAAAGAAUUCUUCGAUAAAGCCACAACCUUCUAGGUUAAGCACUCUCCUUCGGUAUUCCCUGGUAUUCAGUUUCCCUUGCAAAAUGUUAGAUAGGUGCGCCUGACAGCCUGACAGAGGAUAGCCUGUAAUUGAAGUUUGAUAAUUAAUCCAUUUGGUAAAACAUUGGAAAUGCCUCAAAAAGCCAAAAUUACAUAUACCUUCGGGUAACUUCAACAUUCGGGGGCAUUAGGUAAUGGUUCCCGCUCACUGGUUACCCUUUCGCAAGGCUGUGACUCCUCACGCAGGUGUCCGUAACCGCAUGGCGUAGUUUUCUUGCUGCUUGGAUCGCCUUCGUCACGCAUCCCUUGAAGGAUUCCACGCUCUACAUAAGCUAAGCUUCCAGUUCCAUUUACACACACACACACACAGUC